Molecule: messenger RNA, 1834 nt
Organism: Zingiber officinale
Lineage: Eukaryota; Viridiplantae; Streptophyta; Magnoliopsida; Zingiberales; Zingiberaceae
Product: probable protein S-acyltransferase 7
Exons: 5
Coding region: 262-1605 (447 amino acids)
Biological process (GO): protein targeting to membrane; peptidyl-L-cysteine S-palmitoylation
Cellular component (GO): endoplasmic reticulum; Golgi apparatus
Molecular function (GO): protein-cysteine S-palmitoyltransferase activity
Source: RefSeq, a predicted model, not a curated record
CUCUCUCUCUCUCUCUCUCUCUCUCUCGGCGCACCGGUAAAAGCCAAAUCAGGAGAGGCGGCGGGCGCGGCGUUGAAUCCACCGGUCUAGGCCUCGAGGGACAUCCGGAAUCUAGGAGGUCUGUUGUCCAGCAGGUGUCGUUGCGGCGAGCAAAUCGGAAACUAGGAAAGGUCCCAUCUUUGUCAUCCGCCUUCAUCGGUUCGUGCCUGUUCGAGGUCCCACCGGGCUGCGAGCUGGCUUAGAGACGCCGGCUCAGAGUAAAUGUACGCUGUCCCACCUCCGCGAGGCACGGGUCUAGCUGCCUCGAGCAUGGAGGCGGAGGCGGAGGCGGAUGCGCCGAGGGUGUACCAGGCUUGGAAGGGAAGCAACAUAUUUUUUCUUCAAGGGAGGUUUAUAUUUGGCCCUGAUGUGAGAUCAUUGUUUCUCACCAUUUUCCUGAUUGUUGCUCCUAUUUCAAUCUUCUGUGCAUUUGUCGCUGGAAAAUUAAUGGAUGAUUUUUCUAAUUCUCUGGGUAUACCUGUAAUGGCAGUAGCUAUCAUCUUCACUAUAUAUGAUUUAACUCUAUUACUUCUUGCCUCCGGUAGAGACCCUGGAAUAGUACCUCGCAGUGCACAUCCUCCAGAGCCAGAAAUCAUUGAGGGUGGUGGUGAAGUUGGAGGUGUCCAAACUCCACAAUUUCGAUUACCAAGAAUGAUGGAUGUAACUGUUAAUGGUAUGACUGUAAAGGUGAAAUACUGCGAUACUUGCAUGCUAUACCGACCUCCUCGCUGCUCUCACUGCUCAAUCUGUAACAACUGUGUGGAACGCUUUGAUCAUCAUUGCCCAUGGGUUGGUCAAUGCAUUGGACUGAGAAACUAUAGGUUCUUCUAUAUGUUUGUCUUCUCAACGACUUUGUUGUGCCUCUAUGUGUUUGGAUUAUCCUGGGUGUGCGUAAUAAAAAUCAGAAAUGCCGAGCACAUAACUAUUUGGAGAGCAAUGGCCAAGACUCCAGCUUCCAUUGUCCUCAUAAUUUACACUUUUAUAUCGGUUUGGUUUGUUGGAGGUCUGUCCGUCUUUCAUUUAUAUCUGAUGAGCACCAAUCAGACAACUUAUGAGAACUUCAGAUACCGUUACGACCGGAGAGCUAACCCAUAUAACAGAGGCAUCAUGGAGAAUUUUAAGGAGAUUUUUUGUACCAGCAUACCUCCAUCAAAAAACAACUUCCGUGCAAGAGUGUCACAUGAACAAGGACUUCAACCACGCUCCUCGAUUGGAGGCUUCAUGAGCCCAAACGUGGGAAAAGCUGUUGGAGACAUUGAGAUGGGCCGGAAGCCAGUGACAUGGGAUGAACUAAGGGCAGUCACGCAAGUUGGUGAGAAUGAAGAGGGUCUAAGCAGCAGAAACAUGAUGGAUGACAAGGAUGGUGAGCUCAGUGAACCUUCCCCUGAUUUAAGCAGGGAGGCUUACACGGGAGGCAUGGAAGUGCAACCUACACAGCACCAUAGGCGAUCAAGUUGGGGAAGAGGUGGAAGCUGGGAGACAGCACCCGACUUCCAAGCUGUGGCAUCUGCUGCGAGGGAAAUGAGGACAGGUAGUGGCAUUGGUAGCAGCAGUUCAGGUGCAUGAAACUCGGCGACACAAGGCAGGUAACUUGUAGAUGGAAAAUUUGGGGAUCAAAAGGUGGUGUUUUGUUAUAUUAUUAGCUUGUGAGGUAUCUUUUUCCAUCCUUUCCUAAACUUUUACUUCAAUAGCAUUAUCGUCAUAAUUCAACAGUUUCAGAACAUUGGCUGGGGACUAGACUCACUUGGCGAAUGUAUAUUUGUGAUUUCAGAAGUUCUUAACAGUCUUACCCAAA